UAGCCAUUCUACUAAUUUGGUAUUUUGUUUUAAGUUAAAAAUUGUUUGUUUUUCUCAUUUUCAUCAAAUUAAAUAAAACAUGAUUUUUAUUGGUAAAUAUUUGUUCUAGAAAUAUAUUUAUAAAGUAAAAAAUAUUAUAUUUUAAAGUUAGUGUAAGGAAUAUAUAUUUAUGUUUAAAUGAAUCUGAUUUCUAAUCAUAUAAACUAAUUUUUAUCUAGGAUAAAUAUAGUUAUAUUGUUUUUGUAUAAAACCAAAUAAGCCGAAAACCGAUAGUAUAUAAACCAAAACAAACCAAAUUAGAUAUGAAUCCAAUAUGGUAAUUAAUUUUUAUAAACCAAAAUACCAAAAAAAAACUAAAAAAGGAACCGAAAUCAGACCGAAAUCCGGAAUGAACAUGCCUAGAUAGAGGCAUUAGAAGGAAGCACUGUUUUAACAGCCCAAUCACUAGAUAUAAAUGUUAAAUUAGUAAUAAGUAGAUUAAAUAAAGACCCAAAUAUGAAAACAUGAACAAAUUUGUUGAAAAUAAAAUUUUGAGGUCGAGCGCGAGUUUGUUAUGUUUAAAGAUUUUUUUCUGUCAAGCUUAUUGAAUAUUUUAACAUUUUGUUUGUCACACUACAAAAAAAGUCUUCAUUGAUAGCACAUGACUAUAGCACGUUUUACUGAACUGCUAUCAUAGAUGAGUCUAAAAUUUGCUUAUUAUAUAAUAGGGUUAAUUAAACGCUAUGGUAGAGUUUCACUAAGCGGGAACCUAAAAUUAGCUUUACCGCGGCACACUUAGUGAAAAAAAGACUAAUCUGAUUAUUUUCCCUCUCUCCACUCGCGAAAUACCUUUCUCUUUUUCUCAGUUUCCCCUCUUUCUCUACUAACCCUAAAAAAAUUAGACCACAAUCUCCAUCACUAAAACCCUAAUCCGCUAAUCCAGAACCGUAAUUGAGCUCCCCACAUCCAUUAUUGUCGAUUGCGAAGGUAUCGAAGAUUGAGAUUGCGACAUCUCUGUUGAUUUGUUAUCUCAAAUGGAAGAGAUGUUUUCUGCUUGCUUCGAUUUCGUCUUUUCUUUCUUUCCUGUUUGAUUUGCGUUCCUGCUCUACGUUCUUUGCUUAGAUUUCCUUUAUUAUAUUCUUGACAACAUUUAACUUGAUUCAUGAUUUUAUCGAUUUCGAUUUACAUUAUUUGUUACUUUGAAUGGUUCUCUAUGUUACUAAAGGUUUGAAUGUAGGUUUUAGAACAUAGAUGAUGGAUAAAGACUGGGUUCAUCUGAGCAGGUAAUGAAUUUUAUCAUAUAUGUUAUGUUUCAGUAUGUGUUUAGUCACUGAGCUUGUGAAUUUUUGUUCAUGUCACCGAAGAGUCGAUCCUGCUUAUGAGAGAGGAGCUACUAAGUUUGUACGGGAAGUGGCUGCAGCUUCAGGAGGAAUUGAUAUGAUUGUCUGUCCUUGCAUUGACUGUCGUAACAUAGAUCGUCAUUGCGGAAGUGUGGUAGUUGCUCAUCUUGUUACUAGAGGAAUGGAGGAGGCUUAUAAGAAGCGCACUGAUUGGUAUCUGCAUGGAGAGUUGAGCUCAGUGGUUGCAGAUGAAAGAAGGGCAAGUCAAUGGAAUGAUGAGAUCAUUGGUUUAUACAGAGCCGCUGAGUGUUCUGAUGAAGCUUUAGCUGGUACGGGGGAUGUCUUUGAGAUAGCAGAGGGAGAGGACAAGAAAGAAGAUGAAUUUUUGGCGAAGCUAGCUGAAGCUGAAACACCUUUGUAUCCUACAUGUGCGAACCACAGCAAGUUAUCUGCAAUAGUGUCAUUAUUUAGAUUGAAGACUCAGAAUGGAUGGUCUGACAAGAGCUUCAAUGAACUGCUAGAGACGUUGCCGGAAAUGUUACCAGAGGAGAAUGUGCUGCACACUUCACUGUACGAGGUUAAGAAAUUUUUGAAAUCAUUUGAUAUGGGUUACGAGAAGAUCCAUGCUUGUGUGAAUGACUGCUGCCUAUUCAGAAAGAAGUUGAAGAAGCUUGAGUACUGUCCAAAAUGCAAGGCAUCGAGAUGGAAGAGUAAUAUCCAUACUGGUGAGAAGAAGAAAGGAGUCCCACAGAAAGUAUUACGCUACUUUCCAAUAAUCCCACGGUUGAAGAGAAUGUUCCGGUCUGAAGAAAUGGCUAAGGAUCUAAGGUGGCACUUCAGCAACAAAAGCACUGAUGGGAAACUUCGACACCCUGUUGAUUCAGUCACAUGGGAUCAGAUGAAUGCGAAAUACCCUGCCUUUGCCGCUGAAGAAAGGAACAUGAGGCUUGGACUUUCAACAGACGGAUUUAAUCCAUUCAACAUGAAGAAUUCUAUGUACAGCUGCUGGCCGGUAUUGUUAGUCAACUACAACUUGCCACCUGAUUUAUGUAUGAAGAAGGAGAACAUAAUGCUUUCACUGUUGAUUCCUGGUCCACAACAGCCCGGUAACAGUAUAGAUGUCUACUUAGAGCCUCUCAUUGAAGAUCUAAACCAUUUGUGGAGCAGUGGAGAGUUAGUGUACGACGCGUUUACUCGAUCAACUUUCACACUGAAGGCAAUGUUGCUUUGGACGAUCAGUGACUUCCCAGCUUAUGGGAAUCUUGCAGGCUGCAAAGUGAAGGGAAAAAUGGGGUGUCCUUUAUGUGGGAAAAACACAGACAGUAUGUGGCUCAAGUACAGCAGAAAACAUGUGUAUAUGUGCCACAGAAAAGGUCUGCCACCAGCUCAUACUUUUCGGGGAAAGAAGAAGUGGUUUGAUGGAAAAGCUGAGCAAAGGAGAAGGGGGAGAAUUUUAACCGGCCUUGAAAUUUCACAAAAUCUCAGAAAUUUCAAGAAUGACUUUGGCAAUGUUAAACAUUCUGGGAGUAAGAGAAAAAAGAUGGUCUGUACGGAUUUAGAUGAAGAGGAAGAGGAAGAGGAAGAUGAGGAGGAAGAGGAAGAAGUGGAAAUAGAUGAGGAUGAGUUAUCUAGAUGGAAGAAAAGAUCUAUCUUUUUCAAGCUACCUUAUUGGGCGGUAAGAUAUCUCUUUCAUGCUACCUUAUGUAGUUUUACAUUUUGAAUAUGUUAUGUCUAAAUUUGACUUUAUGUACUGUUUCUGAUAUGAUUAGGAACUCCCGGUGAGGCACAACUUAGAUGUUAUGCAUGUAGAGAGAAAUGUGGCUGCUAGUCUAGUUUCGACAUUGUUGCACUGUGGGAAAUCCAAGGACGGUCUUCCGGCUCGUAAAGAUCUUGAGGAUCUUGGUAUAAGGCAGGAUUUGCACCCUCGCAUACAUGGAAAACGAACAUAUCUUCCUCCAGCCCCGUGGUCUUUGUCUAAGACAGAGAAGAAGAUAUUUUGCAGGAGGCUUUUUGACUUCAAAGGGCCAGAUGGAUAUUGUUCCAACAUAUCUAGAGGUGUUUCGUUAGAUGACUGUAAAGUCACAGGGCUGAAAUCACAUGACUAUCAUGUGUUAAUGCAGCAACUUCUUCCCAUUGCAUUGAAAGGGCUGUUACCUAAAGGACCGAGACUUGCCAUUUCAAGGUUAUGCGCAUUCUUCAAUCUGUUGUGCCAGAGAGUUAUUGAUAGAGAGCAGCUUCUGGUUAUGGAAGCGGAGAUUGUAGAGACGCUUUGCUUGUUUGAAAGAUAUUUUCCUCCAAGUUUCUUCGAUAUCAUGGUCCAUCUGACUGUGCAUCUAGGAAGGGAGGCCCGGCUUGGUGGACCUGUCCAUUUUAGAUGGAUGUACCCAUUUGAAAGGUAAUGUCUUCAUGACUGCUGUAGAUAUUUUCCUCUAAUUUUCUUUUAUAGCCAUUUUAAUCUGCUAAUCGACAUAGACACAUUUUCAGGUACAUGAAAGUCCUCAAAGACUUUGUUAGAAAUCCUGCUAGACCAGAAGGGUGCAUUGCUGAGUCUUAUCUUGCCGAGGAAUGUAUGAAGUUUUGCAGUGAUUUUCUCAGGAAGUCAACAAAUGUACAAGAUAAAGUAGAGAGAAACAUGGACUAUGAGAACAGCUCUAUCUUAGAGGGUCGUCCAAUAUCAGCUGGCACAUCAGUUACACUCACUGAAAUGGAGAAGAAAAUAGCACACCUUGCUAUCAUCCAAAACCUUGCUCUCGUCGAACCUUUUGUAGAGUAAGAAUCCUAUUCUUUAUAUUUAUAUUGUCUUUACUCGUUUUGAUAUUUAUUUCUAAUAUGCACAUUCUCUGUCCAGUGAGCAUCUCCAGUAUUUACAAGACUCAGAUGACAGAUGUAGGAGAGAUGCAUCCAUCUUAUGGAGUAUGCAUACUAAGAAUUUUGCUUCAUGGCUAAAAGAACAGGUACAUGAUUUGUUAUCUGGUUUUGAUAAUAUGAUAUAGGUGUUUUACUAGUCUUAACUUUUGUAGGUGCCUCUUGAUUCUAAAGAACAUGACGAAACACUCAAGUGGCUAGCCUAUGGUCCACGUUCUUCAGCUAAGUCAUAUACGGGCUAUAUAGUUAACGGUCAGAGGUUUCACACCGCAUCAGUUGAUAGAAAAAGUCAGAAUUCUGGGGUUUACUAUGAGGCUACAGCAGUUUGUAGAUCUAGUGCGAAAGAUACAGCACAGGUGGUUGAUUGGGUUUCCUACUACGGCAGAGUAACUGACAUCAUUCUGAUAGACUAUAAUGUCUUCUAUGUUCCUCUGUUUCGGUGUCAUUGGGCUGUAAAGGGUAAUGGAGUGAAGAUUGAAGAUGGGUUUACACUUGUUAACAUGAAUCAUAGUCAAGCCUCUUUCACAAGUGAUCCUUACAUUAUGGCUUCUCAGGCGAAGCAAGUCUUUUACUCAAGGGAAAAUGAGACUUCUAAUUGGUAUAUUGUAAUGAGAGGUCCUUCAAGAAGAUAUAGUAAAGAAGAUAUUCAAGAGGGAAAUGCUGAGAUUGGUCCACUGCCUACAAAUAUUGACAUGGAAGUCGACAAUGAUGAAGCCUACGAAGUCAGAACAGAUUGUGAAGGAAUAUAUGUUUGAAACGUAUCCUUACUUUAUGUGUUUGUUUUGUGUUUCUUUGCUUCUGUCUGUGCUUGUUUUUUGCUUGUUUGCUUCUGUGUGUGCUUGGUUGUUGUUUUGUUUAGAGUUAACUUUUUCCUGCUCAAAAUUUGAUGCAGGUAAAUUGAGAUGAGACGUGGAAAAAAGAAAGGAGUCAGUAAGGCAAGAAAGAAAGUAGUACAAGAAGAUACAGAAGUUGAGUUUAUCUGUACUUUACCUGGUGAAGGGGUAGACCAAGAUGAUGUUGUUCAAGAGCAUGCAGGAGCUGAAGGUGUUCAAGAUGAAGGUGUUCAAGAGCAGGCAGGAGCUGAAGGUGUUCAAGAGCAGGCAGGAGCUGAAGUUGAUCCAGAACAGCAAAACCAUGAACAGAGAAACGAUGAACAACAACAGACAGAAGAGCCUGAAGGUGAAGUUGAAUUAUCUACUAAUGAAGAGACUGAAGUUAGAACCAACCGUAAGAGGAAGCGUGGACCGACAAGAAUGAAAGACCUAGCCAAAGACCCAAAUUCCAGAGUUCAUGUUGAUUUCAAUGCCUUGGGAGAAGCGUAUGGUGAAGGUUCAGUGAAGUUGUCUUCGUAUCUAGGUCCAUUGGUUAGGGAGCACGUUCCUGUCACAGUUGAAGGUUGGAAAAAACUCUGAAGAAGUGAAGACAGUUCUCUGGAAAUCUGUGCAGGUAAAAAUUUCUAUACUAUGAGAACAUCUAGAUAUGCAACUAGAGAUAGAUUACUGAGUUAUUUUCAACGUGAGUGCAGGCAAGGUUUGAAAUUGAUGAAGACUACCAUAGGGAUGCAGUGCUUAAGCAGAUGGGAGCGUUGUGGAGAUCAUCGAAGUCACGUCUUGUCACCCAAAUCAAUGAAUCCGAUAAUAACCAACAAAGGAUGAAGCUCAGACCAAAAAAUGUUCCUCCGGUUGAGUGGCGCAAAUUUGUGAAGUUGAAAACAAGCCAAGAAUUCAAGGUAUGUAUUUUGAGUUGAGUAAAAUAUGUUUUCAAAGUACAUAACAUAUUAACAAUCAGAAGUUAUGAUAGGCUGUGAGUGAUAGCUACAAGGAGAGAAGACGCAAACAGAUACCUCACACUUGUAGUCGGAAGGGAAUGGUUAGACUAGCAGAAGACAUGGUACGUAUUCUUUCUUCUCGUUGUUUCAUUUUCAAUUGGUAUAUUGACAUCCAAUGUUUCCAUAGAAAAACAGUUCUGAUGACCCAUCUCAAGUGACAAGACUUAAAAUAUGGGUUAAGUCUCGUACCCGAAAAGAUGGAACUCCUAUAAACACAAAUGCGGCUGAAAAGAUUGUAAGUGAAAAACAUAAAUUAUGCUGAGCUUGGUAGUGGUGCCAAUCCAUCGUCUGCUAAAAAUCAAGAUGAGGAUACACUCGUCAAGCUGUUAGGACCUGAUAAUCCUGGUCGUAUGAGAGUAAUGGGCAGAAAUAUGAGUAAGACCAAGUUAGCUUGCUUCCAAGUUAAGCACAAGACUAUUUCUGAAAUGCAAGAGAAGCAAUAUGAACUCCAGGAAACGGUUAAUCAGUUAAAGGCUGAACUAGCAGCAGUGAAAAACCAGGUCAUAUAAUAUUUCUGUUUAUACAUUGAGAUAGUAGGUGAUAACAAAAUAAUAAGAUUUUUUUUGGUUUAACUUACAGAGAGAAGAAUAUGAAGUUGGUGAAAACUCGGCUGCAAGGAGUGUGAACAAAAAAACAGAAAAGAAGUGUCUUAUAAUAUAUUGGGCUGAUGAAGAUGGCAACGUUGGUGAGGGCCGUAUUCUCUCUUCAGACCCAAACGAUAUAGUCAAUGACUGUCGUUUAGGACCUACAGAUGUUAAAGUAUUGGUUGACUCUGCUACUGAACCAGAAGCUUUCCUCUGGAGACCUGCAAAGAACAUGUGCACGAUUCAGGAAGCUGUUGGCCAUAUUAUUGCAUGGCCUAAGAGUAAAUGUGUUGAACUAGGCCAGGGCCUCCAACCAGAAGAUAUUGCCCCACUGGUAAAGUAUUUUGGUCCAUUCUCUUACUAGUUAAUGUACUGAGUAGGCUCUUACUGAUAUUGUACUGAGUAGGCUUAAACUGAUAUUGUAUUGUCAUUGUCUGAUAGGGCUCAAGAUCAAAUUCUCUCAACAAAUGCAAACUAUUGGAUUUAUCCGAUGAUAAUGUAGUUGUUGGUGAAGGACGCUGGCAGACGCAAGAACCAAAAGCUUUGGUGAAUGGACUUCCUCUCGGACCAAAGGCAGUAAAAGUUUUUCUGGAUGUUGUACAUGAACCUGAAACAUUUUUAUGGAGGCCUACGUUGGAAGUGGCAUACCUUGAGGACAGCGUAAUGACUUUUAUAUCAUGGCCCGCUCACAAAGUUGUAUUCGAAAACCCGGUAGAAGCAAGAAGAAAAGUGUCUCCGACUCCAAAUACUGCAGGUCUUAAAGUUCCUUCUCCUGGGUCUACUGGAAGCAGCCUUAAAAAAAAUGGAAAAUCAAGAGCAACAACAUCAACUACUCCUACUGUGAAGUCUUCCUCAAUGCCGGUAACAUUUUAUUCCUUAGGUUUUCCUCUAUUAUUAUUUGUCUUACUGUCUGAGUACUACAAUGUUUUGUAUUGUAAACAUGACAGCUAAAUGAUGGAUCCCAACCUAUAAACGUGAAUCAGAAGUGUAAAUUGAUGGACAUCAGUGAGAGGAAACAAGUUGUUGCCGAAGGACGUGUGCAUUCAACAGACCCAAAUCAGAUGGUUCACUUUGUACGAUUAGGUCCGAACGCAGCUAGAGUGUGGGUAGAUGUAGUGUUGGUAGAUGAUGCAGACGUUUGGAGGAAGUCUGAUGAAAUGGAGAGCUUGAAGGAUGCACAUGGUUCUUCUAUCGCAUGGCCACUUGAUAAAUUGGUCAUAUUUUAAGAGGAACAGGUAAGUAAUGUGCUUUUUCUUUACAAUCUUUCUGAUGCAAUUCCUAAACUGAUUAAUAGAGGUUUUGAUUGUAGCAACUUGGGGGAAUGAAGAAAUCUGGUCCAGCCUUUAAACAAGGCUACUGAACUUAUAAUUAUCUUAUGUGUAAGACUGUGUUUUCUGUUUUCAAUCGGCUGUGUAAACUUUAUGACUUAUGUUUAUGUGUAAGACUUUACGUCAUUUUCUAUGAAUGCUCUAUGAAUGCUUUCGUUGUUGUUUAUGAGAUUUGUUUUCUGAAAUCAAUUCUGGGCACCAACAAAUCAUAGCAUAACCAACAAACCAGUAAUAACAAAAUACAAUUGUUAUAGUUGAAAAUCAUAGCAUUUAAAUCAAACUACGAAUUAGACAAACAAAUCUACAAUAGCGAAAACAAAAAAAGUUAUAGUAAAAUAUCAUAGCGUUUAAAAGUACCUACGAAUUGGACAAUGAUAACAUAUUUCAAAGCUGUAGCAAAAUUAAAUAUAGGAAUACUGAACAGCUAUUGUAGAAGGACAUAUCAUAACUCGAAUUAUGAAUCGUAAACAAUUUGUGACAAAAUAAAAACGUGUUAUUGUUACGUUAAAAACGGCAUUCAUUUAUUGCUAUCGUAUUGGAAUAUUAGUAGCGUCAAAUAAAACCGCUAUCGUAGAGAGGGGACCUAUGAUGGCUGCCGAAGACAUAGCAGAUGAGAAAACGCUAUGAAACCCCUAUAAUAGCGUUAAUCAUGAGCUAAGAAUGUACAUAUUUCUUGUAGUGUCAUCCUAUUGAUUUUACUUGUGUGUUCCUUAAUUUAUUUAUUUUGAUGUUUUAUAUGUUUAUUUCAUGAUUAGUGGUAGCUUCACCCACACCAAAAAAAAGAGUGGUACUUCACUAUCACAUUAUAUGUCAUGUUUUAUUAUGAUAUUAUUUAAAUUUUGGUGUCCUAGAUCUCUAAUUAUUUUUUAUUUAUAAUAAUAUCGUCACUGUAGGUAUUUUCACGGUUAUUUAUAUUGUUGAUUUACAUUUUAAGAGUAAUAAUGUAAUGCGAAACAAUAGUCUACUAUCUUUUACUUAGUUUCACUUUCAAUGUAUAUUUAUUUGAUUAAGGUUGUAAUGUCUACUGCAUUAUUGCUUUAUGGUUUCGGGCCGCAGUGGGCAUCACACCCAGAGCCCAAUAUGCAACAACUGACUAAAGCCCAGCAUGUUUCACGACUUAAUGAAACGAUGAGUUUCGGUCACCACCGCUGAUGUGUCGCCCUGAGGUUAAACGACUUAAUGACGUGACGACGACGUGGCGAUGACGUGGACGCACAGAAGUGAAGCAAACAUAUUUUUAUAUAUAUAGAUUAUUUGCAAAGCGAUUUUUCGCAUUCGAACUUUUACGUUAAAAGUUAGAGCGGCUAAAUUCAUUGUUAUCCGUAAUGAAUAAUUUAAAAUAUUUAUUAGAUUUAUUAUUAAUUAUAAAUUAAUAUAAUAGAAAUUAGCAAAAUAAUGAAAACAUAAUUUCUUUUAAAGUAAUAAAAUUUAUCCCAAAAAAAAAAUGAUAAUAUAUAAUGAAUUUAUUAGUUGUGUUUUAAUGAUCAACUAGAUUUUAUUCAUAGAUAUUUUCAAAAAUGAGUCAAAACAAAAAGUCAAAUGCCAAACUAACAUAUGACUUUUUUGGAACUGUUCUAUCCAUUCCAUAAGUUCGGAUUAUUCGUAAAAAUACCAUUAUUUAUUUUCUUUUCGAAAAUGCUUGUUUUACUCAAUCAUCCCCAUUUUCCUCUCUUUUUUUGGAACUGUUCUAAUCUAAGGUGAUUUUCACUGAGUGAGAAUACUUCCGCCGACAGUGGAGACAACUUUCAUGGAAGUCUUCUGUAGAAAAGAUUUCCAUGUAAGUUUUCUAGAGAAAUUCAAAUUUAUGACACAAUUUGGCCAAUUUUAAAACUAAUUUUUUGUCCAAAGAGACUUCUCGGUAAGUCUUCUAUAGAAUUUUUGAGAUUUUUUGAAAAUAAAAAGUAAGUCAAUAUUUACGAAGGAAAACUUUCAUAGAAGUCUGCUGUAGAAUAGACUUCUCUUGAAGUCUUCCUUGUAAAUUUGAAAUUGCAAAAAUGACCUAAAUGGAAGACGUCCUAGAAGUCUUAUGUCGGAAAAUUUUCUUGGAAGUCUUCAAAGUCAAUGUGUAAUAAAGGUUUAUUUUCUCUAAAAUUAUAAAUAACUUUUACAAUUUUUUUGUUUAUUCAUGUAUAUUAGUCAAUAUUAAAGCUAUUGAAUGAAAUUGAUAACUUAAUUCGUGAUAAUUAUGAGGUUACCAUCAUUUAUGUUUAUAGCUAAUCUGAGAAGAUUUAUUAAGAAGUUUUCUACUUUAGUUUUUGUAAACUUGUGUGUUUAAGAGUGUUAAGUAACUUUAAUAUAUGUUUUUUAACUUUCAAAAAUAUAAAGUAAUUUCAAAAAUAUCAAGUCACAUAGUUUGAUGUGUCUUUCUAGAAUAUAAGAUAUACGUUUUAACUUUCAUUAGAUUUAAAAUCUCAGUUUUUAUUUAGGAUUUAAGUUUUCCGCUUAAAUUUUAACUUCCCGUUUAAAUUUCCCGCUUAUAUUUAAAUUCUCGUUUAAAAUUUAAGUCUUCCAAGAAAACUUUCCAGAUAUCUUCUAGUGAAUGUGUUAUAUGUUCUUCUCUUAUGUAAUGUUUGAUUUUUUUGUAAAUUUAACUAUGUUUCUUAAGAAGUCUUUUCUCUUAGUUUUAGUAAAUUUGACUAAAUUUUUGUGUUAUUGUGCUUUACUAUUGAAGUUGUAUAAAACUUCAAUAAUGUCAAAUACUUUUGGCAAAAUAAUAUUGUACACAUGAACAUAUUUACCAACUUUUCAUUAACAUCUCUUCAAAUUUACAAAAAAAUCAACAACUAAAAGACUUCAAAUAAAAAUCACAAAACAAACCAUGAACAAAAUUAUUAUACUUGGAAUUAGAGAUCACUUCUCCACAUAGAUAGGUUUGGACUUUAAUAGUCCUCACAUUCAUGUUUCAGAUUUUUGAAGACUUCGUGGAAGAGUUCCAAGAAGACUUUGUGGAAGACUUCAUAUGCAUGAAGUCUUCCUGGGAGACUUCCAAGAAGUCUUCCAUGAAGUUUUUCUCAAACUUGAAACUUCCAUUGGUUUUAACACAUUCAGAUCUAUUUACCAGAUGGUCGGACAGCUCCUCCACUUGGACAGCUCCAGAUUUGAAAUUAAAUCAAAUAAUCAGAACAUAGUUUAAAAAAAGUAAGAAUCUUAAGCAACAAAAAAUUAUCAAAUGAA
This is a messenger RNA of Brassica rapa (field mustard), 11098 nucleotides long. RefSeq lists its product as uncharacterized. The record is from RefSeq and is a predicted model, not a curated record. Lineage: Eukaryota; Viridiplantae; Streptophyta; Magnoliopsida; Brassicales; Brassicaceae.